This is a messenger RNA of Colletotrichum abscissum, 891 nucleotides long. Its product is annotated as methyltransferase domain-containing protein. Bases 1 to 891 code for a protein of 296 amino acids. Lineage: Eukaryota; Fungi; Ascomycota; Sordariomycetes; Glomerellales; Glomerellaceae. The record is from RefSeq and is a predicted model, not a curated record. The transcript is spliced from 2 exons.
AUGGCAGAAGCCCAGGCAUCAAACGAGUCAUCAUGGACCGAUACGAUCUACAACCUCAACCGCGGGGACGUUGACGGCGAGCGCGAGCGCCUGGCUGACAACCACUUCAAAGUCUGGCUGCCCCUCACCGUCGACCUCCUCCCGCCGCACAUCCUCUCAUCUCUCGAACCAGCAAACCCAGAUCGAGCCCCUCGAAUCGCAGACGUGGCAACGGGAAGCGGCGUCUGGCUGACAUCUCUCGCCCAGCUCGUGCCACAAGACUCGGAGCUCUACGGCUUUGAUCUUGACGGGCUCAAAAUGCCCCAGUCGCAUAGAUCAGGAGUAUCGUUUAACUUCGUGGAGCACGACGUUCUCAAGCCGUUUUCGGCGGAGUUCAGGGGCACGUUCGACCUUGUCCAUGUGAGACUACUCGCACUGGGGCUGAAGAAGGAUGAUUGGGACGUCGCUGUGAGCAACAUGCGCGAGUUGCUGGUGCCGGGCGGGUGGCUUCUCUGGGAGGACAUGAGUGACCUACUCAUCAGGUUCUAUCCGCUGAGCAGGGCGUAUGAAGAGUUCUGGUGGGUUACUAUGCAGCACGACGCGAAGGUCGGGAGGGAUAGACUAAUGCCGAUGGGCCUGCUCAAGAAGCUUCGAAAGCUUGGGUUUCAGAACUGCGAGCAAGAGAUCUUCAACUCAUGGGCCGCAGAUGAUUCGGUUCGAGAUGAAGCUACCUCGGGGAUCAUGCGUCUUAUUCGACCUUCGCUGACGUCCAUAGUUGAAGACGGAGGAGAGGAGACGGUCAAGACGAUGGAGGAUGUCACUCGAAUCGAGGCAGAAUUGAAGCGUGAUGUGGAGGAAAAGGGGUGUCGAGUUGGCUUUGAUUUCGUGUGGAACUGGGGACAGCGAGCUUGA